Penicillium arizonense is the source of this 294-nucleotide messenger RNA. RefSeq lists its product as uncharacterized. The record is from RefSeq and is a predicted model, not a curated record. NCBI's taxonomy places the organism in Eukaryota, Fungi, Ascomycota, Eurotiomycetes, Eurotiales, Aspergillaceae. The transcript is spliced from 2 exons. Bases 1 to 294 code for a protein of 97 amino acids.
AUGGACGGAGAUGGCAAUGCUGAUUUCAUGGUUAUCGCUGAAGAUGGGAGUAUCCGUAUGUGGAAGAACCGGGGAAUUAUUGGAACUAAAGGCUCGAGUCUCUACUUCGUCGACCUCGAUGGCAAUAGUUCUCUUGGGUUGGGUCACUUUGGCGGAGCGGCACUUGAGUUCUGGUCCCCUCAUGACCCGCACGGUUCGCUCACCUGGGAUCGCCCAAGUGUACCCGGUGCCGAGGACUUCCACUGUCUACAUGUUUCUAUUGAAUGCGGUAAACUCGCCUGGCUAGAUACAUGA